AGCGGCCACCGGAGCUUGCGGGACUCAUAAAAGGCGAACGAAUAAAAUAUAGGUGCAGCAAGCUGGUCCCGCAGCCAUACCGCGCCGCCUUCUUUGCCUUGUAUCCGAAACGAUUCCAUGAGCAGUGGGUUGUACUCAUACAAGCUAGCUUUUCUGAAGAUCCGGAGGCCUCCGCUUUCACGGCGGAGAGUGUCGGUGGAGGGACGGAGGCGGCUGUCGUUCCGUCCGAUGGCGGCCCAAGAAGGAAUAAAGAAAGGUAUAGCGGAGUUCUACGAUGAGUCGUCGGGGCUUUGGGAGACUGUAUGGGGAGAACAUAUGCACCAUGGCUUCUACGACGCCGACUCUUCCACUACGCUGUCCGGCCACCGCACCGCACAGAUACGGAUGGUCGAGGAGGCUCUUCGCUUCGCCGGAGUUUCAGAUGUCCCGUUAAAGAAGCCCAACAGAAUAGUUGAUGUUGGGUGUGGGAUUGGUGGCAGUUCAAGAUAUCUGGCAAAGAAAUAUGCAGCCCAAGUCCAAGGCAUCACCUUGAGCCCUGUUCAAGCUAAGAGGGCUCAGGACCUAGCCAUGGCUGAGGACCUCGCUGACAAGGUGUCAUUCCAGGUAGCUGAUGCAUUGGAGCAACCCUUUCCUGAUGGUCAUUUUGAUCUAGUUUGGUCCAUGGAGAGCGGCGAACAUAUGCCUGACAAAGAAAAGUUUGUGAGUGAGCUGGCACGAGUCGCGGCGCCACGUGGCACCAUCAUAAUAGUUACAUGGUGCCAUAGAGAUCUCUUACCAACUGAGAAAGAACUGAAGCCAGAUGAGAUCAAUCUCUUGAAUAAGAUAUGCAAGUCUUUUUACCUACCCAAGUGGUGUUCUGCAGCUGAUUACCUUCAUAUUGCCAGCGCCUUACAGCUCAAGGAUGUUAAGACGGCUGAUUGGACUGAGAAAGUUGCUCCAUUUUGGCCUGCUGUUAUUCAAUCGGCAUUAACAUGGCGAGGCCUUACAUCUCUGUUGAGAAGUGGAUGGAGGACUAUAAAGGGAGCUCUUGUGAUGCCUCUGAUGAUCGAAGGAUAUAAAAAGGGGCUCAUUAAAUUUACAAUAAUUACAUGUCAGAAGCCAGAAUAAUCCAACCUUUUUCCUUUUAAUCUCCAUGGCGUUGAAUAAAUCUUAGAUGUAAUAUGAGCUGAAAAGUAUGCUAAAACAAGUGGAUGACAAUCUGUACCUUCAUUUUAAAUCAGCUGUGUUGUUUUAGUUGAAAUUUUCUUCAUAAACAUGUUUGUUGUGAUCUC
This is a messenger RNA of Phalaenopsis equestris, 1271 nucleotides long. Its product is annotated as probable tocopherol O-methyltransferase, chloroplastic. Lineage: Eukaryota; Viridiplantae; Streptophyta; Magnoliopsida; Asparagales; Orchidaceae. The transcript has 6 exons. The record is from RefSeq and is a predicted model, not a curated record. Bases 118 to 1107 code for a protein of 329 amino acids. Gene Ontology annotation, molecular function: S-adenosylmethionine-dependent methyltransferase activity. Gene Ontology annotation, biological process: methylation.